AAACAGUUUUAAGUCAGCAGGCAAGCCCAAAGGUUUGCAAACCCAAAAGAGCUCCCUUCUUCUGUUAAACCAAAAACCAGUGCACUUUGACCCCGGACGCAAUGAGUAACAAAGGCGGGGAAGUGGUACUCGUAACCGGCGGCAGUGGAUUUCUGGGUCAGCACCUUAUCAAGCAGUUGCUGGAGCGGAAGGAGGAGCUGGGCAUAAAAGAGAUCCGCUCGCUGGACAUAGUGCCCUACAAGAACAACAUCGGCCAUGAGGAGACCAAACUGCUGCGCACCUUUGUCGCCGAUAUCGGAGGCGAUCGGGAGGCACUCAAUCCCAUCUUCAACGGGGUGGACGGGGUGUUCCACUGCGCCGCUUCGGUGAAAAUCGAGUAUCCGCCCAACUACGACGAACUGGAACGCGUGAAUGUGAACGGCACCCUGGCGGUCGUCGAUCUGUGCAUCCAGAACAAUGUCAAGCGUCUGGUUUAUACGAGUUGUACAUCCGUUUGCUUUGUGCCCUUUAAGGGGCGUAGUACCUUUUCGGCGGUCAUUAACUCCACGGAAUCCAAGACAGACACUCCCACGCUCGACAGUUCCACUCUGUGGGAGCAGGAUAACCAGUUCCUGAUACCGGGAUACGCCUCCAGCAAGCUGAGAGCGGAGAACAUAGUGCUCAACUCGAAUGGAGCUCCUCUGCAGAACCAGCAAGAAUAUCUGGCAACCAGCGCCAUUCGUGCCCCACUGACAUAUGGCGAGUGUGAUUCCCACUUCAUCACGGAGGUCUUUGAGUAUCUUUCGACCCGCGGAUGGGUAUUCCCAAGGAUCGCGGGCGUGGGAGGAAAGCAGCAGUUGGUAUACGCUGGAAAUGUGGCCUACGGACAUAUCUGCGCCUACAAGGCCCUGAAAGUAUCCGAUAAGGCGGUGAACGGACUUCCCGUCUUCGUGACCGAUGAUACGGGCAUCAACGAUGUCUCCCGAUUUGUCCAGAAGAUGGCCGUGCUGGGCGAGCGCUUCAAGGUGAAGACCAGCUGGUGGUACGUGCCGCACUUCCUGUUCUUCUUCCUGGCCUUCCUGCUGGAGGUCGUGGUCCGGGUGGCGUAUCCCUACACCAAGUAUCGCCUGCGCUACUCCCUUCGCGCCCUCGCCUCCUACACGUCGUCGAUGCUUAUGUACAACCGGCUAAGGGCCUCCAUCCACAUGGACUACAUGCCCCUGUUCGAUCCGGAUGCGAGUGCCGAGCGGAGUGCCAAGUGGUAUGCCAGGUGGUGGGACGAACGGCAGCAGGCCAAGAAGCUCAAGAAGUCCAGCUGAGUGGCGCUAAUCCCGCAUUACGAUAGUGUACUACCCGAUAUCCUGAGUGGGUUUGUCUUUACUGCCCCGCUUGAUGUCCUGUAAAUAUCCUGUUAAAUAAAAUGGUUGUUGUUCGUUUUA
Molecule: messenger RNA, 1418 nt
Organism: Drosophila takahashii
Lineage: Eukaryota; Metazoa; Arthropoda; Insecta; Diptera; Drosophilidae
Product: 3 beta-hydroxysteroid dehydrogenase/Delta 5-->4-isomerase
Biological process (GO): steroid biosynthetic process
Molecular function (GO): 3-beta-hydroxy-Delta5-steroid dehydrogenase (NAD+) activity
Source: RefSeq, a predicted model, not a curated record